Messenger RNA from Salvelinus sp. IW2-2015, 4639 nucleotides. RefSeq names its product amyloid-beta A4 precursor protein-binding family A member 3. The record is from RefSeq and is a predicted model, not a curated record. Gene Ontology annotation, biological process: chemical synaptic transmission. Gene Ontology annotation, cellular component: dendritic spine; plasma membrane; cytoplasm. Gene Ontology annotation, molecular function: protein binding; amyloid-beta binding. NCBI's taxonomy places the organism in Eukaryota, Metazoa, Chordata, Actinopteri, Salmoniformes, Salmonidae.
UGCCCAUGAUUUUUGGAAUGAGAUGUUCGAGGAGCAGGUGUCCACAUACUUUUGGUCAUGUAGUGUACCAGGAAACACACCCAGCUCUUCUGAGAGAACACAAGGACUCAACAAGACACGUAGAGUAUGUAUUGUAUAUUCCAUUUAAGGUACGUAGAUGAAACCACACUGUGACGUAUUUCUAAAUUAAUUUUCUAAAUUAAUUGUUCGUUUUUGCUCUUUCAAAACAAUAACAAACCUAUUUUUAGUUGACUUAACUGUGUUUCAAGUGUUUAUAUUUUAAUUACCAUGCCAGGCUAUUUUGGUUGAUAGCGUAUGCUGAUUUGUGUUACGUUUAGAAAAAAACACGUUUUUGAAACGUGUUUUUAUGGCACACAUAGCGGCCAACGAUACCAGUAAAACAACAUACAAAGACAACAAGGUAUCUGAACUUCGUUGUCAAUCAAAUGCAUCCCUUUAUGGUAUAUCCUUGCUGGAACCAUUCAUUAUGAACCCUACCCUAUCCUUGUGGCAUGAAGCAAUAUCCAGCCGAACAAACACAUCGGCAGAUAGAUACAUUGCUGCAAUAAAGGGACGCACCUGAUUGGCAAUGACGUUCAGAUAUCAUGUGGCAUUCAAACGUUUAUCUACCAGUAUCAAUGGGCAUUAUGUCUGAAACUAAAACACCCUACAACAUCAAACUGCCACGCAAUAAUUAUCCUAGCUUUCACCAGGUCAGUCUAUUUCAUGGAAUUGGAAGUCUACCAGAUAAAGUUGCCACUCAUUUAUUCAUUUUUGUUUUACUCCAGCCACACAGGGUGCAAUUUGAGAAAUGGAAACCGCGGCAACAAAAUGUUUUAUUAUCUUACUUAAAAGUCCACUGUAAUAUAGAAUAACCAAUUAUAUUAACCCAUAUUUUAAGCUGGCAACGUAUGGUUCGAAAUGGUCAUCACACUGGAUGAAUUCUCUACUAAAAACAUAACAAGCGAUCUUGCUGUGAAGGUGUGUGUGCUUUGACAAUUUAACAUUUCAUGAACAGCACCACCGUUAGGCUAUUGCAGCCUCUGCAGCCUCAUUUUACUCGUUAUAUGAAACUGUUUGCUUUGAAUGGUUUCGUCUCUGUCUCUGCGUGACAGUGCUUCCGACACUGUUCCCCCUACCAGAAAACACGCGGUACCGUAAAGUGGUGUGUAUUCGCGCAACGAAAUUCAGGCGGAAACUGAAGAGCGGAUGAGUUGAGUCGACCGCGUUUUGCGAGUGUCGGCUUGACUGCAGUGAAACAACGACAUCGUUUUAUGUUUCAUAAACACGAUAUGAGCGUCCAGCAAAUGUACUUCUCAAAAAUGCUGUUACAUUUGUAGCUAUUACUAUUAGCUGACUUACAUUGCUGACUUCUCUGUUUUGUUGCUGAGUUCCCAAACAAGUAAACUUCAUCCGUGACAGUUAAAUUCAAGCAGUUGUCAGUCAUCGGAUCCAGAAUUUUACCGGGUGAGCAUCUGGAUCAUGRCAGAUUUAUGUUGGUAAUGCCAAUAUUGUCCUCAAUGUCUCGUAGUUGGCAAACCAGCAGGAAGAUAGCUUAUUUAGUGACGCUUCUUGACUGUAAAUUAGCUGAGUAGCCAGAGGUAGCUAAAUUAGAUAGCUAGCAAAUUAGCUCGGGUGAUCCAAACUGCAGUGACAAUCCAGCUACUGUAAUUUCUCUAGCAGCACUUCCAGCAUAUAAUGUGUUUUCUCUGUAAUUAUUUUCAGAAGAUUGGAGUCUUGUAUUUAUUUGUAAGUGAGUAGCUCACCAUGAUCAUAAUCACUUAUACAAUGUUUUGAUGAUGCUAUUUUUAUAUUUGUUACAGCUCUUUUACUGGUCAUUUUGUUAGAGAUGGAUCAAAUGUUAUUAUACACAUAAUAGCCUAAUACAAAUAAACCAUACCAUAUUGUCAUAGGCUAAAUGCACAAAGGGUACUUUCUAUAUUGGUGACACGCAUGAUAAUGACAUGUACUUUGAGCCUGAGGCAAUAGCAUUGCAAUCUUGAUGGACAUAGGUCAAUGAAGAGACUAAAAAAGAGUGGUCGCUCUUAUUAUUCCCCUGCACAAGAAAUGGUGAAUGCAAAAACGGUCUACUUUCACAGUGACAAAAUACAAACUUCCGACAGUUACCCCUAUAAAUUGCAGAAACACCCUACUAAGCAUUGAAAGGGGCUUGUAUGUGGAGUCUCCAUCAUUUCAACCUGGUGAUGUGCUGCCUAUGAUCRGUGCUCUUAUCCAAAAAAUGGAGGCAGGUAAUUGCCCUGCUGGAAACGAGGAGAAACAAACCGUUUCCUCACCUUCAGCUCAACAGGAGAACACUGUAUUUCAGUUCUCUAGAGCUYCUUCCAAGGCUUCUUACCCUGAAUCAGAAGACCUGUACUCCUUUAACCUGAUAGAGCCCCCUCCUCUAGAAUGGAYYUCAGACGACUCUAGUGAAGCAGGUUCAGUGGAAGAGAUGGACGACCCUAGCUUCCCUCCCUCGGUCCCUGUGGACAGUUCAGAGGACGGAUUAAGUGAGUCCCUACCUCCCUUGUACACCAGUGACACUGCAGCUUCUUCUGAGGUAGUUAGCCAGGAGGAGCUAAUCGACUAUGCUCCUGAGGAUAACACCCCAACCAAACAGGUUCUGGAUCCUAGCAAAGAGGGAGGAGUGGUGGGGGAUGAGGUGGAGGAGAAGGUUGAGAUCAGGAGAUCAGGUGACGAAGACCACACUCGGAUCCACCACCUGCUAAGCCGACUCCAGGUCAUUGGAGAAAGCCCUCUCCCCAGGGACUCAACCUUUGACCCUACACCACCACCAUCAGKAUUCUCUGAGCCCUCUGAAUUUGAGCCUCCAGGCCCAUCUCUGUUGAUGGACAUCAGCCCAUUGCUACCAGACCCAGAGCAGAACCUGAAACAGGCCUCGGAGAUGCUUUUCUCYGAGAGGCUGUUGGAGUGUACAGAGAUAGGGGCUUCCCAGUCCAGUUCCUCUGACAUCAAGGUUCCUCCUUACAUGGCCCGGAGAGGGGAGAUGGACGCGGUGGUGUCGGUCUCCUACAACCAGGAGGAUGGCGAAAGAUUCUGGGAACACUUUGGGAACGGCUGGCGGCUGCGCAAUAGGGAUGACUCCGUGGAGUCUUUCCCGGAGGACGAGGUCCCAGAGCCCGUAUGGAUGAAGUUAGGGGAGGAGGCUCCGGAGGUAGACUCUGCAGACAACAGUCAGCGGGGCGCAGAGGACCAUCCAACCUAUAAAGACGUACCUGGCCCCUGUGACCCAAAUGACCUCCUGGAUGGGGUCAUAUUUGGGGCCAAGUACCUGGGCUCCACCCAGCUCAAGUCUGACAAGAACCCCUCCACCAACGCUCGAAUGAAACAGGCCCAGGAGGCUGUGGACAGGAUCAAAGCCCCAGAGGGAGAGUCUCAGCCUAUGACCAAGGUGGAUCUCUUCAUCUCCACUCAGCGCAUCAAAGUCCUCAGCGCAGACACACAGGAGGCCAUGAUGGACCAUCCUCUCCAGAUGAUCUCCUACAUCGCAGACAUCGGCAGCACCGUGGUCCUGAUGGCCCGCAGGAAGCCGGCCGGGGGGCGUAAGGGCCAGGAGGGGAACCCUGCUGGGGUCAACUCCCCCGGGCCACAGACAAAGUGCUGCAUGAUCUGCCAUGUGUUCAACUCUGACAAGGCCCAGGUGAUCGCUCAGGCGAUUGGCCAGGCCUUCGGUGUGGCCUACCAGCAGUUCCUCCAAGCCAACGGCAUCAAGGCCAGUGAGCUGAGGCCCAGCGAGUAUAGUGACUACCUGGGGACACAGGAGCACUACAAUGGAGACCUGGUACACUUCUCGGAUUCAGAUAACAUCAGAGAGGUGUCCAUCUCCAAGGCUCCCGGGGAGAUAGUGGGGGUGGCUGUGGUGGAGUCGGGCUGGGGCUCCAUCCUGCCCACGGUGGUCGUGGCCAACCUGCUCCACGGUGGUCCUGCAGAACGCUGCGGGGCCCUCAGCAUAGGAGACCGCAUCAUGUCAGUCAAUGGCACUAGCCUGGUGGGCCUCCCCAUAGCCACCUGCCAGAGUAUAAUACGGGAUUUUAAAAAACAAGCAGAGGUGAAGCUCAGUAUCGUUCACUGCCCUCCCGUCACCAUGGCAAUUAUCAAGCGACCGGACCCAAAAUUUCAGUUMGGCUUCAGUGUAGAGGACGGGAUUAUCUGCAGUUUGAUGCGUGGAGGGAUCGCAGAGAGAGGGGGCAUCCGGGUCGGACACCGCAUCAUUGAAAUCAAUGGGCAGAGUGUGGUAGCCACUCCUCACGAGAAGAUCAUCCACAUUUUGACUAACGCAGUCGGGGAGAUUCACUUGAAGACCAUGCCAGCCUCUACAUAUCGCCUUUUAACGGGACAAGAAACGCCAGUAUUUCUCUGAGAGAACGGAGGAGAGAAUGCUGCUGGUGCUCUCAGAAGCAAACAAGGAAGAAUACCGUUUUGAAGCUAUACACAUGCACACAUGCAGCCUCAAAUAGGACUAUGCAAUUGGACUGUAUCACCUGGCUAUUGAUACACCACUGAACAUAAUGUGGUUAUCCACCUGAACAGAAUAUUUUAUGAUGUAUGCUGGAAUAUCAGGAUGAUACAGCAAAUGUUUUGAAAGAUCGAAUUGUUAAUAAAUCUCUGUUUAUAUUUA